This is a messenger RNA of Paramisgurnus dabryanus, 3306 nucleotides long. The record is from RefSeq and is a predicted model, not a curated record. NCBI's taxonomy places the organism in Eukaryota, Metazoa, Chordata, Actinopteri, Cypriniformes, Cobitidae.
UAAUGAACAUUUCAGGAGACACCCCGGCACAUAUAUAUUCACACAAUAUAACGGCCUGGUAUCAACUUAAACUUGAACCAGGAGCAAAAGUUGGGGGUUUGCGCACCCUUUAUGAGAAAAUUAACAAUGGUCUAGAUCCUAAAAUUUGUUAUUUUGUGAAAGAUCUAGAGCCUGCCGUAUACAGAUGCACACAUACUGAAACAAUCAACAGCACACAUAUGAGUUUUGUAGAUUACAAGUUCAACAUCACUUCAUAUGUACCGGAUGAUAAUGACCCAAAAACUUUUAUUUGGACUAGCCGAAAAGAAGGAACAUAUUGUGUGGGCAAAUGUGAACCUGAUGUAAAUAGUUAUACUAGCCCACAAAAUUGUACAUGGACUUUAAAGCAUUGUUUUAAUUUAACCACUUGUGGGUAUAGUAAACCCAAGAAAUGUCCAAAAUUAUAUCCCAUCCCUCCUGGUGGUUUUAUUAAGGGAAAUAUUAACAAAACUUUACUGCAUGAUGUUAAUUUAGUAAUGACCCAUGUAACAUAUAAUAUUUCUAAUAUUUUGUCUGCUUAUGUGAAACAUUGCAGUGCUGAUGAUAAAACAUAUGCAUGGCUACAGUCACGAAUCGAUGAUUUAAUCUCUGAUUACAAAAGUAGACUGGCAGUCCAGGUUUCACCUGUACGUUCUAAACGAGACCUGCUUGGAAAUGUAGCAGGUCUUUUUGGCUCAGUUAAUUCACUUGCCAACACGUAUAAAAUAACUGGACAAUCACAAUUUUCAGCAUGGUUGGCAAACCAGGUGGCCACUGGUUUUCAGCAUCUCACUAAUAGUAAUGAGAAAAUUAUUAAAGCUGUUAGAUCUGAAGCGCAGGCGCUUCUAUUAACCAGCAAUUCAUUGUUCAAUCAGACCCGUACCAUCGAACGUGACUUAGCUUGCAGAUCAUAUGCACAAGAUUUAUUUACUGUCGCUAGACAAGAAGUUUUAGACUUACGUCUUCUCAAAACACCUAGACAUGCUCUAAAGGAUUUAAUAGAAAUUUUGGAUUUACAUAGGUGGGUUACAUCUGAAAAGAUGAAAGAUAUUAAAUAUUCAGAAUUAUUAUCAACAUUAAUGUUAUAUACUGGUGAUGAAUGUACUGGUUGCAUUGGAUUCUUUGCCAAUUUUCCUUUAAUACACCCAGAACAAGUGUUUUUAAAUUCCACUACCAUACGCUCUAUAGGUACAGUAGUGAAGAAUCAGAUUGUGAAAUGGGACCAUCUUACGGGAUAUAUGACUUUAAAGGGAAAUAAGACCUUGUUUACCACUCGCACCUGUUGUCAUGAAACUGCAAGUUAUGUGAUUUGUACAUGUAAUACUUUACAACCAUUUUCUCCAAAUGAUACUAAGCUCAUCAGUGUUCAGUCAUUACAUGGGCAUGCUGAUGCAAUACAGGUGUCACACACACAGUGGUGUGUGGUCAGUGAGAUGAAUUCCUUCACCUAUGGAGGUCUGACCUGUCCUGCAAACCAUACCUUUUGUCUUGAGGUAACAGAGGAUUUUACAAUGGGUCAGAUAAAUAUCUUGGGAAGGAUUCCACUAGACAUUGAUGUCUCUCCCUGGUGGGAAGACACGUUCUAUGAACACAGCACACAGUCAUUGACUGACACCAUGAAUUUGGUGCAACAAAUGAUUCAACAGACUGAGUAUCAUCUAAAUCAGGCUCAGGUAGAAACAAACCUGGCCAAAGGAACAGCAAAAAUUUUGUCAAGUUCAUCUAUUCGCUCUGCACAGUAUGUGUACACUUGGUGGGACUGGAUGUUUCGUGGGUGUGUGAUUGGCAGUGGACUUGUGUUUCUGUUUUCUUUGAUUCAAUGCUGGUAUUUCAGGUCUACAAUUCACUCUUUACGGACAUCUGCCAACACUGCUUUCACCCUAAGUCCUCUGCAAGUGCCCGCUAUACAGAGACUGUUGCAAUAAAAAAAAAAAAAAAAAAAAAACAAGAGAAAAAACACAAGGAUUUGAAUAUGACCAGCAAUGGUCCUUAUGGACUAUUUUUCAAUUGCUCCAAAAGGACCAGGGGAGGAAUUUGUAGUACAGCUGGUAUAUUAUAAACUUUAAGUUUAUUUUUGAAAGGACACUAUGAAACAAUUAAAACCUCAGGUGGUGUUGAUAACCCAAAUUUGACCCACAGGUGAAACUGUUUCCAGUUAUGCAACUCUUUGAUGUUGUAAUCUCUCCAUCACAAAGACUUUUGAACUGUUAGCCUUUAGGCUUACAUCACUGGGUAUCUGCUGAAAUGUAUAAUGUAAUGUACAUAUUAUGUGGUUUUAAGAUUGUAAUUUUAUAUUCAUAUUCAUGUACAGUAUUAUUUCAAAGGUCAUGGUGCGAUGAGUAAAAAAGGUCUCAUUUCUACAAGUCUAAGAAAAGAUGGUACAAAGUUUAGAUUUUAGAAUUUAGGAUAGAAAAUGCAUUUCUUUUAGAGGUGGGGUUUUUGCCAGGAUACUUCUGGCUAGUUUGACCAGUUGCCGUGAUACUCCUGGUUAGUUUUUACCAGGUGGCUUUUAGUAUCACUUGGUACAGGUCAAACUGGGUUUUUCUCCAGGUGUCCUUUAGUAUCACUUUUUACAGGGCAAACUGGAUUUUUGUAGUUUUUAUGAUGUCUUUGUUCUGGUCAGUAUUUAAGGGGCAUUGGCAAGGUGUUCAAGGAAGCAUCUGUAUUCAGACUUCCCGCACUGCUGUGUGUCGUUGUAUUUGCCAGGUAUGAUUUGACUCUGUGAUUUUUAUUUUAUUUACUACUGUUUUAGGUUUUACACUUUAUAUGUGAAUGUUGAUAUUUUGAGUAACGAAUUUGAAAACUAAAUGAUUGAUUUAAGUGUAACCUGCCUGGCAUAAUAAAUUGUUAUUUUUGAUUCAUUUUAAAUUCUUCAAAAUUGUAUUGAUUUAUUUUAAUUCUUUUCAGAAAUUAUUAUUUCCAGUAGAUAAGAAGGAGUCUGAUAUUACCGCAAAAUAAGUAUGUCAGGAUAUGAUCACACUGGUGUUUUGAUGUUGAAUGGAGCAUGGGGCACAUUCACCAGGACUCUCAGAUUUAUGUCUAUCACCUGCCUUAGCAAGUUGCAUGAUCGUGACUAAAAUAACUAUUUUUAUGAUCGGAGCAAGCAUGGGGCGGCCAGACGUAAAAAUAUUAGUUUACCCGGCAACCUCUGACUAAGACCAGAACUGGCAAUUUUGUGUCCGUGAGAUAUACGCAACGGCCGACGUAUACUCUGUGCGAUAUUGGGUCCCUAAUGAACGAAUAACUAAGACUAUGGGAAUUUAUAAAUAAUCAAUAAUUUAAAUUAAU